Molecule: messenger RNA, 348 nt
Organism: Xenia sp. Carnegie-2017
Lineage: Eukaryota; Metazoa; Cnidaria; Anthozoa; Malacalcyonacea; Xeniidae
Exons: 2
Coding region: 9-326 (105 amino acids)
Source: RefSeq, a predicted model, not a curated record
AAUAAAAUAUGAGUUCUUCAAGCAGUGAAAGCGAACGCAGUUCGGAUACUGAAAACUCAGAUAUGGCAAAUGAAAAUUUACUUUCAAAUUCCGGCGAUGAGGAUACAAUUGUGGCUAAUUCAGUGGUAAAUCCUUACGAAAAUGAACCUCUUGCGAACGCAGUCGGAGAGAAGUUUGUGUCGGUCGAAGAAGACGCAGAUGGCUUAGAACCUCAAACAUUGGAAGCGAGGUUCGAAGGAACCGUUCAGUUAGAUAAGUGGUGUGCAUGUAGCUUGUGUCGUACUCAACUGCUGACAGAUGCCAUUGAAUACCGUUGUUGUCAAUAGGUUGGGCCUACUUUACAUAAAC